This is a messenger RNA of Colletotrichum karsti, 561 nucleotides long. RefSeq lists its product as uncharacterized. The record is from RefSeq and is a predicted model, not a curated record. Lineage: Eukaryota; Fungi; Ascomycota; Sordariomycetes; Glomerellales; Glomerellaceae. Bases 1 to 561 code for a protein of 186 amino acids. The transcript has 2 exons.
AUGCGCUACAAGUACCGUUGCCGAUACCCUACCGCCCUCGCUCCGUUCCCCCACAAGCAUUUGCCGAGCCCUAUUGGCAAGGCACGCCACGCCAUCGAUCGUACCUUCACCCAGUCUUCUUCUGGGAUCGGGGUUGGACUCCUUGGUGCCGUCAUCGGCGGCCUUGCCGCCCGCGAAGUCUCGGACGCUGCUGUACGCACUCGUAAUCGUAAAGAGAUGGAGAGUGGAACUUACCAUCCACGACCACAUCAUGACACCGAGAAGGCGCGCGUGAUAUCAACCGUCGUCGGCGCCCUCGUCGGCGGGUUGGGUGCCAACGCCCUCGAGAAGCGCUUCGAAGCCGCUCGGGAACGUGAUUGGGAACAACAGCAACUUUGGGAGAAAAGAUGGGGAAGAGAGCGCGAUCUUCCCCACUACGACACCGGCAAAGAACAUGAGCGCGAUCAUGGCCGAGGGCGUACUCGUGGCCAGCGUCAUGAUGACUGGAACGAUGGGUAUCCUUCUGACCGCCGGCGCUCGCAGAGACUGAGGAGUGAAGAGCGCUAUCAGUACAGGAACUGA